AUGACAGAAGCCCAGGUGCGGAGCCAGCGGGCCAUCGUACAUCAACAGCAUCCUCAUCCAGUCCCGAGGAAUGGUGGUGAAGCCUCAGGUCUGUGUCGCUUGGUCGACGCAAGUCUGAUGGUCCUCGCCCCUUUCCUGAGUGCAUUCGGCUACCAGGGCACUUUGGGGGUGCAUGUGGGAAUUGCAAGUGGCGCGAUCACAGAGCUAGAUGCUCCGUAUGAGAUGGCAAUGAUGCUCAGGAGGAUGACUCCGGCCUGGACAAAUUGA
Messenger RNA from Paracoccidioides lutzii Pb01, 267 nucleotides. RefSeq lists its product as hypothetical. The record is from RefSeq and is a predicted model, not a curated record. The transcript has a single exon. Bases 1 to 267 code for a protein of 88 amino acids.